Molecule: messenger RNA, 694 nt
Organism: Hyposmocoma kahamanoa
Lineage: Eukaryota; Metazoa; Arthropoda; Insecta; Lepidoptera; Cosmopterigidae
Product: transmembrane protein 17-like
Exons: 3
Coding region: 130-567 (145 amino acids)
Biological process (GO): non-motile cilium assembly
Cellular component (GO): ciliary transition zone
Source: RefSeq, a predicted model, not a curated record
AAAUUUGUGACAGCGCUCCGCUGUGUUUGCGUGCUUGUUUCUUUGUAAUUUGUAUUGGAUUUCUGUGAUUGCUUUGUUCUGCGUUGUGACAUUCAUUCCAAGAAAAAUUUUGUAAGGUUUUAUGUGAGAAUGGAUUACCGAACAGCGUUGCGAAUGCAACGUAAUCUGUACAUUAACGUCUACAUGUAUGCAAGCUGGAUAUUUGUUAUUGGGAUUUUCCUCUUUAUGAGGGUUAACAUGCUUGGACAUCUUACAAAAUACUUGGCAAUGACUGUGUUUGCUUUGGUGGCAGCUAUUGAGGGAGCUAGACUCUACUUUGGUUACUUUGGCAAUGUAUCUUGCAGGGUUCCGGAAAUGGCUGGAUUCGUAAUGCUGACCGCUAUGAUGCAGCUUCCUCUUAUUAGUUUCUUUUUAUUUAAUCCUUAUCUACUAAGUACGCCAAUGGAAAUAACCUUGCAUGCCCUUUUAUGGUUCAUGAAUUGUGUAGAAAUUGUUCUAGGAUUUUUGGCUUUGAAGCAGGCGUCUUCAUUUGCGAAGAGUGUUUAUUUGUCCCACCCCAAAAGAUAAGUGAGAUGAAAUGAUGUUUAAGUUAUUCCGUUAUAAUAAGUAUUUAAUUUUUACCUAAUAUCUGAUGAUCUCGUAUUUAUGUAGAAUAUGUAAGUAGAUUAGGCAAUAUUGCCAAAUAAACUAGUCA